Molecule: messenger RNA, 249 nt
Organism: Pteronotus mesoamericanus
Lineage: Eukaryota; Metazoa; Chordata; Mammalia; Chiroptera; Mormoopidae
Product: cytochrome c oxidase subunit NDUFA4-like
Exons: 1
Coding region: 1-249 (82 amino acids)
Source: RefSeq, a predicted model, not a curated record
AUGCCCCAUCACAUCAUCAGUCAGACCAAGAAGCAUCCAAUCUUGAUCACCAUCUUUGUAUUUAUUGGAGCUGUAGGUACAGGGAAAGUGCUGUGUGUCAUGUGCCUGGCAUUGUUCAAUCCAGAUGUCCGUUGGGACAAAAGGAGUAACCGAGAACCCUGGAAUAAGCAGGGUCCCAAAGAACAAUAUAAAUUCUACUUAAUGACUAUAGAUUACAGCAGACUGAAGAAAGAAGGUCCAGACAUCUAA